This is a messenger RNA of Funneliformis geosporum, 152 nucleotides long. The record is from the annotation of a GenBank genome assembly. Lineage: Eukaryota; Fungi; Glomeromycota; Glomeromycetes; Glomerales; Glomeraceae.
ACCAUUUAAAAGAAUCAAUUAAAAGGAAAUUUCACGAUUAUGGAUUUGAUUUAGCUAUUAUACCGGAUGCUGCUGAUGACACUGGACAAAUAGCUGCAGGUAGUGUUGUCAUGGGACAUUUUUGGGAUAUGGCCUGGAAUAUUAGAAUUUAA